Messenger RNA from Durio zibethinus, 1221 nucleotides. Its product is annotated as expansin-A10-like. Gene Ontology annotation, biological process: plant-type cell wall organization. Gene Ontology annotation, cellular component: extracellular region. The record is from RefSeq and is a predicted model, not a curated record. Lineage: Eukaryota; Viridiplantae; Streptophyta; Magnoliopsida; Malvales; Malvaceae.
UUUCUAUGCCAAGUCAACAUCGCACCACCCCAAAUGUUUUCCUUUAUAUUUCCUAUAUAAACCAUUUUUCCCAUCCCUAUGUCACAAGCAUCAAGCACUAAACACACCAGCCUUUUAAUUACCCUCUCUCCCCCUCUCCCUCACCAUUCUCUUCAACUAAUAUUCACAAUGGCAACAGUGGCAUUAUCUGCAACUUCUCUUCUGAUCUUUGUAUUCAAUUUUUGCCUCGGAGGCGCCUUUGGUGACUAUGGGGGAGGAUGGCAAGGUGGCCAUGCUACAUUCUAUGGUGGUGGUGAUGCAUCAGGCACAAUGGGAGGUGCCUGUGGAUAUGGCAACUUAUAUAGCCAAGGCUAUGGAACAAACACUGCAGCACUAAGCACUGCCUUGUUCAACAAUGGCCUGAGCUGCGGUUCUUGCUAUGAAAUGAGGUGUGACAAUGACCCCAAAUGGUGCCUCCCCGGAAGCAUUAUCGUGACUGCAACCAACUUCUGCCCCCCUAACUUUGCUUUGUCCAAUGACAACGGUGGUUGGUGCAAUCCUCCUCUCCAACACUUUGACUUGGCGGAGCCUGCCUUCUUACAAAUCGCUCAAUACCGUGCUGGAAUUGUCCCCAUUUCAUUCAGAAGAGUCCCCUGUAUGAAGAAAGGAGGAAUCAGGUUUACAAUCAAUGGCCACUCUUAUUUCAACUUGGUCCUGAUCACAAAUGUUGGCGGUGCCGGAGACGUCCAUGCGGUGUCAAUCAAGGGCUCUAAAACAGGAUGGCAAGCAAUGUCAAGGAACUGGGGCCAAAACUGGCAAAGCAACUCCUACCUCAACGGCCAAAGCCUGUCUUUCCAAGUCACCACAAGCGAUGGCAAGACCGUGACCAGCUACAACGUAGUGCCAGGAAAUUGGCAGUUCGGACAAACAUUUGAGGGUGGCAAGUUUUAGAGUUUCAAGACGACAAGGGUCUUGAAUAUGGAAGAUGUAUAUGUAAUAGCUAUUGUAUGAGACAGGGGAAGUUAAAAGAGGGAGAGUAGGGUUAGAAGAGGCUCAGUCCAAAGAGGCUGUCUGUUGCUGAGGUGGUUUAUUGGCACCCGCUAGGCCUUAAUAUAUUUUAAAUUGAUUACGGGUUGUGAGCUAUAGUAUUAAGUAAACAGGGAUAUUCCAUUGUUUUGGCUUUUGUUUAAUUCAUGGCCAUGAAUGAAUAUCAAUUAAAGAUUUCUUCACUUAAUUCCAAAG